UUAUCUUUACCAAUUAUAAUCUAGACUUUAUCCACUAAUAAGUAUAAAUGUUUGUUUUGCUGUGUCACAUUUGCUUAAGCAGUAGGAAAUCUGGGUUUGUCCCCGAUUCUUCUUUGCAGGCUUCCCAGGGUGCUUGAUGUGUAGACUGUUCCCUAGGCUCCUUCAGUUGAUGAGUCGUGUUUUUUUCUGGGAGGUGGAGAGGGAGGACAUUGGGGCUCUGGAGUCCAGUGCCUGGGUUUGAAUCCCCUGCUCUGCAACUUACGAGCAGUUUGAUCUUGGGUCAGUUAACUCUCUGUGCUGAUUGUUUCUUCAUCUGUAAGAUGCAUUGAGUAUUUCCUUUCUCAUAGAGUUGAACUGAAAAUUAAAUGAGUGAAAAAUGCCUGACACGCAGGAAACAGCAUAAACCGUUGACUAUUUUUAUUAUAUUAUCCACCACUCAGCAUUUUGCUGCCCAAGCUACUGCCAGUCUCCAGACAGCUAAACCCACACUCUCAUCACUGACCUCCUUAAGACUUCGGUCUCUCUGAGCCACAAUGGACACAGCUAGCCAUAGCCUUGUCCUUCUGCAGCAGCUGAACAUGCAGCGAGAAUUUGGUUUUCUGUGUGAUUGCACAGUUGCUAUUGGAGAUGUCUACUUCAAAGCCCACAGAGCAGUGCUUGCUGCUUUUUCUAACUAUUUCAAGAUGAUAUUUAUUCACCAAACAAGUGAAUGCAUAAAAAUACAACCAACUGACAUCCAACCUGACAUAUUCAGCUAUUUGUUGCACAUUAUGUACACGGGGAAAGGGCCAAAACAGAUUGUGGAUCAUAGUCGUUUGGAGGAAGGGAUUCGAUUUCUUCACGCCGACUACCUUUCUCACAUUGCGACUGAAAUGAAUCAAGUGUUCUCACCAGAGACUGUGCAGUCCUCAAAUUUAUAUGGCAUUCAGAUCUCAACGACCCAAAAAACAGCUGUCAAACAAGGGCUGGAGGUCAAGGAAGCUCCUUCCAAUAACAAUGGAAAUAGAGCUGCUGUCCAGGGUGACCACCCCCAGUUGCAGCUCUCUCUUGCUAUUGGGCUGGAUGAUGGCACUGCAGACCAGCAGAGGGCCCAUCCUGCUGCCCAGGCCUUGGAGGAGCACCAGAAGCCUCCCGUGUCCAUCAAGCAGGAGAGAUGUGACCCAGAAUCUGUGAUUUCCCAGAGCCAUCCCUCACCCUCUUCAGAGGUGACAGGCCCCACUUCCACCGAAAGCGGUAUCAAAAUACACCUGUGCCAUUACUGUGGGGAACGUUUUGAUUCCCGUAGUAAUCUGAGACAACAUCUCCAUAACCACGUGUCUGGAUCCCUCCCAUUUGGUGUCCCUGCUUCCAUUCUGGAAAGUAACGACCUUGGUGAAGUGCAUCCACUUAAUGAAAAUAGCGAGGCUCUUGAAUGCCGCAGGCUUAGCUCCUUCAUUGUCAAGGAUAAUGAGCAGCAGCCUGACCACUCAAACCGGGGUACCACAGAGCCUUUGCAGAUCAGUCAAGUGUCUUUGAUCUCCAAAGACACUGAGCCAGUAGAAUUAAACUGUAAUUUUUCUUUUUCAAGGAAAAGAAAAAUCAGCUGUACCAUCUGUGGUCAUAAAUUUCUCCGAAAGAGCCAAUUACUGGAGCACAUGUAUACACACAAAGGUAAAUCUUACAGAUAUAACCGAUGCCAAAGGUUUGGUAAUACAUUAGCCCAGAGAUUUCAGCCAUAUUGUGACAGCUGGUCUGACGUCCCCCUGAAAAGUUCUCGCUUGUCACAAGAACAGUUAGACUCAUCUUGUGCCUUAGAGUCAGAACUCACACAAGAAAAUGUGGAUACUAUCCUGGUUGAGUAGCAGUUUCUCCUUCAGGAUUUUUGUAUCAGUUCUGAAAAAGAAAACUCACAUGCAUUUUUUAAUUCAUGAAUUAUUUUUCUCCUCAAGUUCUAUUGACUUUUUCUUUACCAUUUAUCCAUAGUUUUAAGGUUGUAUGUAUUAGAUCUUCUUAUUGUGAGAUAUAUUGAUACAUAGCUACUAAAAUGUAACCUUCAGUUAGGGCUGUGAACUUUUCAUAAAUUAAAUCACAAUUUAGAAAUCAGAAAUCAAUAUAGAAGUAUGGAAGUUUUUCCAGGUUCUAGAAUCUGUAAAAUCAAAUCGAAUAUGAAAUAAGUGAAAUCUUUUUUAAAGAAUAUUCUAGACUAUCACUUUUGGUUAAUGUUCCACAUGAAUUAAGCCCUUAUGAGGAUUAUUUUAAAAUAUUUUCUGCCAUAUAGGGAAUUAAUAGUUUUUAGUGCAUAACUAUAUGUUAUCAUGUAUAAAACAUUUGUUUUAAGGCAUAGCUAUACCAAAUCAUGAGUAGUUUUAAAUUACUUUUUACUUACUAGCUCUGCAACAUCUUAUGUGGCUUUAUUUAUUUAUUUUUAACACUGAGCAUACCUCAUUUUCAAUAAAAAAUAUUUAAAAGAGAGAAAGGGAGAAGAGUCAGAAACACACAAAAACUUAAAGAAACAGUAAGACACAUACACACAGAUAAGCAUAGAAGCCCCUGGUGUUAGAGACAGAAAUUCAGAUAGAUCUGUGUUGACUGACACCCUAGUGUUGUUAUCUUAAUCUAGAGUGUUUUCUUAAAGACCUUAAGGGAGUUUGAGAUUUUUAUGACCAGAAGUUUACAUGAGCUUAUGAGGUAAAUGAUAAAAUACAAAUUAUCUUUCUAUCCACAGUAUCAGAAGAUUUUAUAGGCUACCUGGGUUGACAUUAAUUUUCUAAUCAUCACCUGAAAAGGUAAUUUUUCAGUGGCACAAUUUUAACUUUUUUCUGGUCCAUAAAACCAGCAGAGUAGAUAUCGUCAGUGUCCUAGAACUAUGUUUAAAAUCCAUGACAGGGCUUCCCUGGUGGCGCAGUGGUUGAGAGUCCGCCUGCCAAUGCGGGGGACACGGGUUCGAGCUCUGGUCUGGGAAGAUCCCACAUGCCGCGGAGCAACUG
Molecule: messenger RNA, 2966 nt
Organism: Balaenoptera musculus (blue whale)
Lineage: Eukaryota; Metazoa; Chordata; Mammalia; Artiodactyla; Balaenopteridae
Gene: ZBTB25
Product: zinc finger and BTB domain containing 25
Exons: 3
Coding region: 534-1841 (435 amino acids)
Biological process (GO): regulation of transcription by RNA polymerase II
Cellular component (GO): nucleus
Molecular function (GO): protein binding; DNA-binding transcription factor activity, RNA polymerase II-specific; RNA polymerase II cis-regulatory region sequence-specific DNA binding
Source: RefSeq, a predicted model, not a curated record